GACCCAGCUCUGCGCCAGGAGGCCGCGCCUGAUCGCCCACGGGACCGACCCAGAGAGGGGGUCCCGUGGGACCUCGGCAGGCUCCGGUGAAAGGACCUUCGGAGCCCCGUCCUCUGCGUCACGGGCCUCGGCGCAGAAACUCUGAACCCAUCAUCAGGGAAGGCGGAGCCUCCCUGGCAUUGUUGGCACCGUGCCUCGAAGAGCCCCUUGUCCUGUAGGCAGAGCCUUGUAGCCUGUCUUGGUUCAUGACUUGGGCCAUCUGACUGGUCUCUCUUCUGUGCCUUGUCUGAGGUCCUUGUCCAUCCCUGAUCCAGGGCUGCUUCUCUCUCUGGGUUGGUCCUCUUAAUCAGGGAAACUGAAGCCAUUACUCUCCAAGCCCUGUUUCAUCUUCCCAAGCAUGUCGGAAAGCUGGCAGCAGCCGCCACAGACGCAGCCGCAGCAGCCGCAGCCACCGCAGCCUCAGCACCACGCAGAACCACCACCAGCCCUAGCUGAGCACACGCUGCCUCCAGGCACGGCUGAGAACCCUCUGGGCUGUGCCGUCUAUGGCAUCCUCCUGCAGCCCGACCCCGGCCUGCAGCCCCCACAGCAUGAGCCCCUGCAGGCAGCAGGUGAGCCGGGCCCCAAGUGUGGUGUGUGUGGUCACGACCUUGCACACCUGUCCAGCCCCCACGAGCACCAGUGCCUGGCAGGCCACGACCGCUCGUUCCAGUGCACGCAGUGUCUCAAGAUCUUCCACCAGGCUACUGACCUCCUGGAGCACCAGUGUGUGCAGGUUGAGCAGAAGCCUUUUGUCUGUGGUGUCUGUAAGAUGGGCUUCUCGCUGCUCACCUCGCUGGCUCAGCACCACAGCGCGCAUAGUGGCACCGGCGGCCUGGUGAAAUGUUCCAUCUGUGAGAAGACCUACAAGCCCACCGAGGCUGCAGAGCCAGCAGCCACUGCUGCCCCUUCGCUGCCCCCACAGCCCCCACCUACCGUUGUCACCCCUGCUGAGCAGGCUGACAAGCCCUACAGCUGCCCCGUCUGCCAGAAGCCCUUCAAGCACCUUUCAGAGCUGUCACGGCAUGAGCGGAUCCACACGGGUGAGAAGCCGUACAAGUGCACACUGUGUGACAAGAGCUUCAGCCAGUCGUCACACCUCGUGCACCACAAGCGCACGCACAGCUCUGAGCGGCCCUACAAGUGCGCGGUCUGCGAGAAGACCUUCAAGCACCGCUCGCACCUGGUGCGCCACAUGUACGCGCACUCGGGCGAGCACCACCUGUUCCGCUGCAACGUGUGCGAGUUGCACUUCAAGGAGUCCUCGGAGCUGCUGCAGCACCCAUGCACUCCCAGCGGCGAACGGCCGUUUCGCUGCGGCGAAUGCCAGAAGGCCUUCAAACGGCCGUCAGACCUGAGGCAGCACGAGCGCACACACAGUGCUGAGCGGCCCUUCAAGUGUGACCUGUGUCCCAUGGGCUUCAAGCAGCAGUACGCGCUGAUGCGGCACCGGCGCACGCACAAGACUGAGGAGCCCUUCAAGUGCGGGCUGUGUGAGAAGGGCUUUGGGCAGCCCAGCCACCUGCUGUACCACCAGCACGUGCACACCCUGGAGACCCUCUUCAAGUGCCCCGUGUGCCAGAAGGGCUUCGACCAAUCGGCCGAGCUGCUGCGGCACAAGUGCGUGCCCGGUGCGGCUGAGCGGCCCUUCAAGUGCACGGUGUGCAACAAGGCCUACAAGCGGGCGUCGGCGCUGCAGAAGCACCAGCUGGCCCACUGCUCCCCAGCCGAGAAGCCCCUGCGCUGUACCCUGUGUGAGCGCCGCUUCUUCUCAUCCUCGGAGUUCGUGCAGCAUCGCUGCGACCCAGCCCGGGACAAGCCGCUCAAGUGUCCGGACUGCGAAAAGCGUUUCAAGUAUGCAUCAGACCUGCAGCGGCACCGACGAGUGCACACCGGCGAGAAGCCUUACAAGUGCCCCAACUGCGACAAGGCCUUCAAGCAGCGUGAGCAUCUCAACAAGCACCAGGGCGUGCACGCGCGCGAGCAGCAGUUCAAGUGCGUGUGGUGUGGCGAGCGCUUCCUGGAUGUGACCCUGCUGCAGGAGCACAGUGCGCAGCAUAGUGCCGCUGCUGCCGCUGCUGAGGGUGCCUACCAGGUAGCCGCCUGCCUGCCCUGAGUCCCUGCCACAGUCCCCACCAGGCCAGGCCCAGCCACCUCCUACAGAGGUCCCUUCACUCAGCUCCAUGUUCCGAGGCUCUGGGCAUGAGGACAGAAGAGCACUGGGCAGGUGGAGGGGCCUGGCACUUCUGGUACCUGCCUCGAGGUGGGGGAGCCAGAUUGCUGUGGCUGGUCCUGAUUCCACAAACCUCUUUCCCAUGAUAGGAUUCGUUUUCUUGAGAGCCAUCAGCCUCCCUUGUCUUUGGGGGCCUGGAACCAGACUGGAGGGGUUGGUACCUGUCCAACCUUCCCAAGCCUUUUAGCCCAAUUAGAAAUCAGAUGGUUAGGAAAGAGGAUGGUCAUGGUAGGGCCUAGGAGAAGGGCUGGACUCCAGAGGUGGGCUGGGUGUAGGGCAUCCCCCUUCAGGUUGCUAUCUGAGGGAGAAGGUCAGCUUCAUGAUGUAGUUUUUGGGACCAGGAGGGCACACCAUGAGCCACAGGCCUCCCCGCCCCAUCAGGCUCGCUGCUGGCCUGGCCCCCAGCGAUCUUGCGUUGCCCAGAUGCCCUGGAUAACAUCCAGCUACUUCCAAGGUCUGCUCCAGGUUUUGGAUAGGUGAGAUGUAUAAUACGGCUGCACAUCUGUGGGCUGGGUGUGCCUGAGAGCAAUCGGCCUAGCCAGAAGGGAGGCCGAGAAGUUCUCCAGGGAGAACACUCAGCCAGGGCCAGUGGCCACAGUGCCAUCCACAGGGAAAGGAGGAAAGGCAGCCUUUGCAUGGAGGUGUAAUCCUGAUAUUUUGGAAGCGCCCCUUGCAUUUGCGGCAUGGUUCCAAGCUCUGGUGGGGAACGUGCUCUCAGCCAGACAGAACUGCCGAUCUGAAAGAGGAGGAUUAUUAGACCGCCUGGUGCCCGGGAGGAGGCAGGGCCAAGCCCAUGAUCUUCCCAGUGGUUGUGAACAGGUGUCCUCCCCCUUGAAUUGUGUGAACCAAAGUGUCAAGGGUGUGGCCUCAAUCAGCUCCCAGCCUCUGCUUCAGGGCCCAGACUAGGCCUGUGUACCCAUCCAGGGUGGGGCAGGUGAAAGGGCUGUGUGAAUGGCCUCUGAUGGCACCGAGCCCUCCCAGCCCAUGGAAACCCGCCCCAUCAGGCUCACUGCUGGCCUGGCCCCCAGCGAUCUUGCGUUUCCCAGAUGCCCUGGAUAACAUCCAGCUACUUCCAAGGCCUGAGAGUUCUCCCUUGGGUCCUCCUAGCACCCUCCGUGUCUCUUGCUGCCCACGGGGCUUGUCGAGCAGAAGUAUUGGCAUAGAGAGCAGGCGGGGGAAGAAGGUUAAGGAAAUCAGUGGGUGGGUGGAGUCCACGGGUGUCCCUGGAUGUCCGUCUGGAGCCCUUGGGAAGCCCAGAGGACCUUUAUUAUGGAAAUGAUUAUUUUGACCCCAGCUCUGCCCCUGCCCUCCUCCAGCCCCUUUCCCUGGUCUUUGGUCUUAAAAGAAGACUUUAAUCAGUGCACCAAUAACCCAGAGGAGCAGGGAGCCCCACCGCGUCCCACUCCCCUUUUACAAGUCUGAAAACUGCGCGUCCACCUCCUUUAUCUGACCAGUUGCCUUUCUGCGGGGCUGGUACGUCCCUCAGGAAGGACUGGCCCCAAAAGACAUUUUCAAUGCCUCAAAAGACAUUGAACCCAGGCUGACAACAGUCCCAAUGGCUAACUUUUUCUUCUCAUUUUGCUUUCUAAAAGCAUCUGUUACACUCUUCAUAACAUUGUCUAUUUUAAUUUCAUGUCAUUUUGGAUCUUACACAAAAACGUGAGAAUUUGGAUUUUUAAAAAGAAUGACUCCAUUUUAGAUAGCCCCUUUUGAUGUUAAUAUAUAGUGAGUCCAAUGUAUGCUUUAGAAGUAAAGACAUUGACCAUCACAGAUCAAA
This is a messenger RNA of Miniopterus natalensis, 4049 nucleotides long. The record is from RefSeq and is a predicted model, not a curated record. Lineage: Eukaryota; Metazoa; Chordata; Mammalia; Chiroptera; Miniopteridae.